This is a messenger RNA of Pseudophryne corroboree (corroboree frog), 2642 nucleotides long. RefSeq names its product receptor accessory protein 2 (gene REEP2). The record is from RefSeq and is a predicted model, not a curated record. Bases 51 to 995 code for a protein of 314 amino acids. NCBI's taxonomy places the organism in Eukaryota, Metazoa, Chordata, Amphibia, Anura, Myobatrachidae. Gene Ontology annotation, molecular function: taste receptor binding; microtubule binding. Gene Ontology annotation, cellular component: endoplasmic reticulum membrane; cytoplasmic microtubule. The transcript has 8 exons.
GUAGCCUUUAACAGUCAGCCACGCCCCCCGGAUUGCUGCAGAGACGUUGCAUGUACGGAGGAUUUAACCGGCUCCGGGAUUGUUACCUACUCCCUGCCCAGGAGCCGCUCACCUCCCACCAUCCCGCCGCCGCCCAGUGCAGAGCCCGGGGCCUGUGCCCGCCACCCGGGGAGCCCCCUCCGGGGACAGCCAGGAUGGUGUCCUGGAUCAUCUCCAGACUGGUGGUGUUGCUGUUUGGCACUUUAUAUCCAGCUUACUCAUCAUACAAAGCUGUCAAGACAAAAAAUGUGAAAGAAUAUGUAAAAUGGAUGAUGUACUGGAUUGUGUUUGCCUUUUUUACAACUGCAGAAACCUUAACUGAUAUUAUCCUCUGUUGGUUUCCUUUUUAUUUUGAGUUAAAAAUUGCAUUUGUGAUUUGGCUCCUUUCACCGUACACUAAAGGAUCUAGUGUACUUUAUAGGAAAUUUGUCCAUCCAACACUCUCCAGUAAAGAAAAGGAAAUUGAUGAGUACAUAGCUCAAGCAAGGGACAAGAGCUAUGAAACAAUGAUGCGUGUUGGUAAAAGAGGCUUGAACCUUGCUGCAAAUGCUGCUGUAACUGCAGCUACUAAGGGUCAGGGCGUAUUAUCAGAGAAGUUGCGGAGUUUCAGCAUGCAGGACCUGACUCUGAUACAAGGUGAUGACGCUCUGCACUCGCAGAGCCCCGAGCCUCGGUUACGCAGCGCUUCCAGUGGACUGGUGGAAACCGUUGUGGAUCCAGCCCCAUCCACUUGGCUAGUUUCUGAGGAACAAAGACACAGUGUGAAGUCCGAUGGAGAACAGGCAGAGGUUAAAACCGAACAGUCAGAUGAAGAUGUCGUGGACAAAGCACCAAAACGUACAGGAAGUGUCAAAAGUGUCAAAAAAGUUACAAAAGUGGAGACACAGCCCAAGAAUGUAAAGGUGCGCCCUAAGAAGAAAGCUACAGGAACCACUGUGCCUGGAGAGUCCGCAUGAAGACAUGCCUUUCUGUACGGAAUUUCCUUUACACGCUGCUCAUUUGAAACUCUAUGGAUGACUUUGUGCUUCAGUAGGGUCAACUACUACUUUUAGGAUCUCUCCAAAUCUGGGGAACAGUAUUUGCAAGAAAAUAUGUUUAAUAAAAUUAUAUAAUUAGAUAUUAUAUUGUGCCACACUGAGAUGUGAUGUACCAGUUGGGCAGAGAUCCACUAGGCUCACCUACUAGUAGAAACAAAACUCGUACUUCUCAAUGGACAGGAACCUAUGUUUGAAAAAAAAAAAAAAAAAACUUAUAGUAAUAAUGAAAAAGAACGGGGAUGAACAGCUGUGUCUGAAGUGUCUGUCAGGCUGGUGAUGAACUACUGUCAGUGAGAUUUGUUAUAUGAGAUAAGACUAUUGGUUGUCCUUUACAGUGACCUCAUUUGUGCAAGUAGUAUGUAUUUACAAUUUGGUUGUUUUUUUUAUUUAUUGCUUUCUUUUUUAAAUCUAGAUAUGACAGCAGUUUUUUUAUCAACACUUUCAUGAACUGUAUUCUUUUAGUGUGCUCAUACACAGACUAGAAUAGAUAGGGAGUAGGAAAACUAUGGCAAUCACAUAUACUGUAUAACAGUACACACUCAUUUCUAUAUAGUUGGCUAUGAACUGUUGUACUGUUUUCUUACAUGCUGAAGUGUAAGUGGCUAUAUUACAUACUAAAUAAGAGCUAUUAUGCAUUAAAAAUGUCUAAAGGAAAUUUGUUUUUGAGGUAGUUCAUAAUGAAAGUAAUUAAGUGCAAGUAAUUGUGGCAACUGACCAGGUGAUCACAGUGCCAUGCGUAAGGCUAUGUUACCAUCCAUGUUCUAGGCUACAUGGCUGAGUCACGGCUUUUGUGGGAAUACUUUUCCCGGCCAGAGUCUCCCAUUGUGGCUAUGAUAGAGCCGACGUACGUUUUGCUAAGAUGCUCAGCAGUCAGAGAGGAUGGCAGAAGGAAGAGCAACAGUCGUGUGCCCAGUAAUACAGUAUACCAGCUGGGUUUGGAGAGCUACUAUUACUGUUUUAAGCAGAUGGGAAUUUAUGGAUAUGGCUGGAAGAAAAUCAGUGUAACACGCAUGUAAAUCUUAAACUUAGAUUAGACUGUUUUUUAAAAUAUGAAGAAAAAAUGGUUUCAGGAUGUGCAUAGGCUUAGAAGGGGGGAUUGUUCAUAGUUUGUUCACUGACUGUUCUGCAUAAUCUGCAGAUACCCGUAUUUCCCAGAAAUCUGUGGGAGCAGAAGAAAGGACAAAACUUGAAAAGCUUUUACCUUGUUCAUGACAGCUUGCUAGUACUGGGUUAUUCAGUCAAUUUAAAGUUUACAUUCUUUUGAUACUAUAUAUUAUACUGUAUAUAACACAGCCUGCACCACAUUGACUUGUACACCGCUUGCUAUAAUGCUGCCUACACAGUAAAAUCACUUCUGUAAAAGUGCAGCAACACAACAUUCUUUGGAGUAGUCACUAGUCUUGUUAUUUAAUUGAUAACACAACUGUUCAGCCUGGUCACAAUAGCAUACACACCAACUAGUGAUUCAUCUAUAGCUACAGCAUUAGCAUUUAAGGGGCGGUACUUUGAGUAAAGCUGGGAAUGCACUAUACAAUUAUCUGGCAGAUCAUCUGACAGAUCUGGCUG